ACUGAACAACACGGUGCAACGAAUAGACUGCCUCGGACGACCCAAUGAGCGAAGCCACUACCACAGUGUAGCCUAACUAGUUGCACUUUGAACAACUGGUUGCGAGGAGUAUCCAACAAAAUAUCCGAUUUGGGUUGACAGUGGGAUAGCUUGGAGUUUGUCACUCUGCGCGCGAGCUCCGUUAUCUGCAAUGGCACUGAAUGGAAAGGUUGCAGUUGUUACCGGUGGAGGACAAGGUCUGGGGAAGGGAUUCGCGGAAUGUCUACUGCAAAAUGGAGCAAAGGUGUCACUGUUUGAUGUUGAUGAGAAGACGGGUGAGACAACCAAAGCUACCUUUGAGAAGGAGUUCGGUACGGACCGAGUUGUGUUCUGUGCUUGCGAUGUCACUUUGGAGGAACAGUUCAAAGAUGCCCUCCAGAAGACUGUGGAGAAGUUUGGUGGCAUUGACAUCGUCUGCAACAACGCAGGCAUCAUCAACGAAGGCAACUGGGAGAAAACUGUGGCCAUCAACCUGAACGGUGUGAUCAGAGGGACCUACCUGGCCCUGAACCACAUGAAGAAGGAAAAUGGAGGCAGAGGGGGAGUCAUCAUCAACAUCGCCUCACUGGCAGGUCUUGGUCCAUUUCCUACAUGCCCUGUCUACACAGCUACUAAACAUGGAGUGGUGGGCUUCAGCAGAGCCAUAGCGAUGGCUUCAGCUGCAGCUGGAUAUGGGGUGAGGAUAAACAUCAUUUGCCCUAAUUUCGUGCGGACGGCCAUGCUGGGUGCGUUGACAUCCGAAGAGCAGUGCGGACAAUUCUUCCAAUUGCAAGAGAUCAACCACAAACUCCUGGACUCUUACGGCGUGUUGGAGGUGUCAGAUGUGGUGAAGGCGUUUGAGAGCCUGGUUCUGGAUGAGAGUCAGAAUGGAGCGGCGGUCUCAGUCGGAGCAGAGGGCUUUGACUAUGUCAAGUUUCCAACAGCAGAAGAUCUGAAGAAGAAAAGCAAUAUGUGACAUUCACAUACUCGAACACACAAUCACAUGGAUUAUUUCUGUCUCUCUCUCUCACACACACACACAAACACAAACACACACAAACACACACAAACACACACACACACACACACACACACACACACACACACACAGAAGAUUAUAUCUGAGAUGAAAUUUGGCAUGAGGUGAAAGCUUUGCUUAUGUUGAUGGAGAUAUGGAGAUAUGGUCCACAUCUGUAUUGCAGUUCGCCCGGGUGUACCACUCGGAAGCAAUCCAAAAACCGUGUUCAGCCAUGUUUGAUUCUAUUAAGGACCAAUGGGAAGCCUUUACCUCAGCCUGCAACCAAUAGCAGUUUCCUAAAUUUUUGUUUUUACAUUUAAUAUCGGACACUAUUUUCGAAUACCAACCAUAUCCAUGAAAAAUCUUUUUUUUUAAAAAAAGGUUAAUGCCGCUUUCAGACCAAGAGCGAACUACACUGCCUGGUAGCGGAGGUAGCAGAAGAGGUUUCGCCUUGAAUUCGCUGUAUUCGCUCUGGACGCGGCAUUGUCAUGUUUGAUUUAGCUAAUCACAUAACGGCUCUGGCUUGACAGCCUGGGACAUUCGGAGAUGUGAACAUUCCAAUUGGUUUUCGCCAAACCGCAUUAGAGCUCAUUACCAUAACAUUAGCUUGACUUUAAUCGUUACAAUUCGCUCUGGUCAAUCAGUUCGCUCCACACCUGGCGAAUUCGCUCUGGUAGUGCUGGUCGCGCACCCUCCGUAGAGAAAUAAUGACUUCCAUCGCUCCGUUUGCGUUGGUCGCAGGAGUGAACAAGGCAUAAUUGGGGGGUGGGGGAUUGAUGUGGCUUACAGCUACUACAUUGCCAAUGGGGGCCCUGGGUUGUUUUCUUGCCUUGCCCCGUCUCUCUCUCUCCCCAUCGUUUCCUGUCUUCUCUUCACUGUUUUGUUAAAAUCAAUUAAAAAGGCACAGGUGGGUCAUACAGCAUAUCCACUUGUGCAAGUAGAAUGAGCUAGAAAAUAACAAAACCUAAUCAGCGAGAAAUGCUAUCAAAAAUUCUUGUCAAAUCAAACAAACAGGUGUUGCUACAAUGCAUCCAACUCCUAUAUCAGUUGAUGCAGAACUCAGGUAGGCCUUCUCAUUGUAUUGAUGUAUGUAUAAAUAAUCUAAGUCGUCAGUAACUGAAAUUAUUAGUGGAAACCAAUAUAUGUACAAUGUAACUAGGUUCGUGAUUUUUUUUAACUCAUUUUUACAAUUUAUCAUUUUUUAAUGGUUUAUCGACUUUUCCAUUUCUCAGACAAAUAUCUGUGGCUAGUCCAGAGUCUAUGCUUUCAGAGGGGGUUAAGGGUUGUGUGCUGUACGCAUCAGACUCUAGUGUGGUUCCAUGACAAGGCCUCUCUCAUUCAGAGUUGGGCUGCUUCUUGAAAAAAAUGGGGAUAACCACCCUAAAGAACAGAGCAUACAGCUGAGCUCUCUCACUGUCUCUGAAGUAAUCGAACAUCUCUCUUCUCCUGACAUGGAUGAUCAGGGCCGUGGACAACUUUGGCCAGGCCCUGCUCAAAGUCAUCUGAACAAUCAUAUACAAUACGUGUAAUGAACCCGUACAAAGCAAAAUGGCAGUCUGCAUUGUUUAAAAUGAGUUUUGAUUUAAUGACAUAUAUACAGUAUAUCAAAAUAUAAGUAAAAGUAAAUAAAUGUAAGUAAUAGUAUAAGUUAAAUAAGAUGGUUGAUCUGCAAAAUAAUAUCUUAAUAUAAAGUAGGGCCUAACAAAACUGCCACAUGUCUACUCUAUACCCAAAACUACUUAGACUUGACUAUAGAGUCAUUUACAGCCUAAUGUGUACCCAAUUCUGCCCCCCCUGUCUCCAUGCAUCAUCCACCUGUGGGUGUAGAAUGAGAUUCAAACUUAAUGAGCAUGGAAUGUUAUGAAAAUGCUUGCCAAAUCAAACAAACCGCAGUGCACUGAAAUGAAACAUACAGGAUAUUUGAUGCACAACUCAGGUACUCAUUGUGUUGAUAUGCCGUAUGAAUAAUCUGUAGUGUCUGUUAGUCAAAUUACCUGAACUAUAUUAGCACAUUUUUAGAAUAGUUUAUGGAGUCUUCAAUUUACAGACCAAGAUAUUUGGCCUGUCGAGAGUCAAUGAUUUCAGAAGGAGAAGGAUUGUGUCCUGUAUGUUUCAGAGUCUGGAUGACAAAGCCUCGCUAAUUAAGUUGUUUCUUGAAAAUUGGAGAAAAUGACCACCCUGAAGACCGGAACAUACAACUGUGGUCUCUCACUCUCUCUCUGAUGUAACUGAACAUCUCUCUUCUCCUGAUCAUUCAGGGCCGCUGACAGCUUUGGCUGGGCCCGAGACAAAAUUGUCUUGCGCAAUCAAUGUAAUGGGGACCAAAUUCUGGCCCCGCCUGUCUCCCUGGGUCCGGGACAGCUGACCCCUUUGUCCCCCUCCUGUCGGCUUCCCUGUGGGGAUCAAUCCCUGCCUAAUUGCUUGCAGUUGCAGGCCGCUUGUUGCCUCUUGUGAACCCCCUUUGAAAAUGAGUCAUUUGUUUUCGGCUUGUUUUGAGAAACAGUCUGGCCGUGGAGAGAUGAAAGUGAAAACUGAAAGUGAAAGAUGCAAUAGAUGGUCGAGUGAGUGAGUGACCCAUACCCCGUUUGGAUUUGGAUAUGUGCGACCAUGUUGGAGAGCUAGCAGGGUGCACAAAUGAUGUGGUUUGCCCAACAGAAAAAGACAAAUACAGAAACAUUCGAAUACAAAAUACAAAUGAAAAAAAAUAAGAUUAUUGAUUAACACACAGGUGGCUUCUGAACACAGGCAAAAACAAUGAACAGACAAACAUUGUUUGCAAACUCUCCAAAUAGCAAAAUGGUAUCUGAUGAACCUGGAUGAACAGUUUAUUGUGUCCCUGCUCUGCUGCAUAUGAUUACAAACAUUAUCCACAGUUGUACAUUUCAGCUAUAGAGCUAUACAUUUCAUGAAGGUAUACAAACUAGUGCCAUAUUUAGCCAACCCACUCUGACACUCACUUACAUACAUGUUCGUGAAAAUAACUGUUUUUACCGCUAAAAUAUAGUACAGUGGCCUACAGUUUUUCCUGAAGAUGAACACCCCUAUGCAUUGACAUCCCCAUGCGGUGGUAUCUUUUGUUUCAUGAAGAUGCAUCUUUUUUAUCUGACAAUGAACUUGUACACAUAUUAUGAUUUUUUUAUUGUCCUGUGUUGUUGCAUUUGUUAAAUUGUACUGUGUUGUUUUAUUGCAUUGCAAAUGAAUAGUAAAUACACAUCGAUUUGUACAUGAAA
Engraulis encrasicolus (European anchovy) is the source of this 4266-nucleotide messenger RNA. Its product is annotated as 15-hydroxyprostaglandin dehydrogenase [NAD(+)]-like. Lineage: Eukaryota; Metazoa; Chordata; Actinopteri; Clupeiformes; Engraulidae. Gene Ontology annotation, molecular function: oxidoreductase activity, acting on the CH-OH group of donors, NAD or NADP as acceptor. The transcript has 7 exons. The record is from RefSeq and is a predicted model, not a curated record. The coding region runs from base 191 to 994 and encodes 267 amino acids. Gene Ontology annotation, cellular component: cytoplasm.